Messenger RNA from Cherax quadricarinatus, 336 nucleotides. The record is from RefSeq and is a predicted model, not a curated record. NCBI's taxonomy places the organism in Eukaryota, Metazoa, Arthropoda, Malacostraca, Decapoda, Parastacidae.
CAUCAAGGAUCACAAUUCUCUUACAAUGUGAUGGCAUCAAGGGAUAGUGAAGACACAGGCAGUGGUUCUGGUGCUUCAGGUUUGGUCCAUCAUCAACACCAAAACUCUCAGACUUCUAGUAUGACAGCUGCAGUUGGAGCUGCAGGAGGAGGAGCAGGAUCAGGAGGAGGGAUGCCUGUUGGAGCAGUUGCUGCAGGCAGCUCUCAAGCAGCAGGGGCAGGAGAAGCAGCUGGGAGAGUUAGCAAUGUACAGCGUAUCCAGCAAAAGAAAGCACAAGUGAGAGCUUGGCCCCGGGACAAGAAGCUGGAGAAGCUGGCCAUAUAUUCUUCAUGUAGG